CCUUUUGGAGGAAUUAAUAUUGUGUUUGCUGGCGACUUCGCCCAACUGCCACCUGUUGGUCAACGGGGCCUUCACUGCAAAGUGAACACGUAUACGGCGACCACGACUAAGGGACAAAAAGCUAUGUUUGGCAAAUUGCUGUGGUUAUCCAUUAGUACAAUUGUCUUACUGAAGAUCGUGAUGCGACAAACAGGGGAUCACAACGCAUGCUUUGUGGAGGUUCUUGGCCGUUUGCAUACUGGUACUUGUUCUGAUGAAGAUUUUGAGUUGUUGUCUAUGAGAAUUAUCUCUACAGUGAGACCUACUUGGCAUCUUGGCGAAUGGCUCGACGCGCCUGUCAUCACAUCCACAAAUGAAGUUAAGGAUAUCAUCAAUGAAUGUGCAACAUUGGCAUAUGCACAAUACACACAUCGAGCUGUGCAUUGGUAUUAUUGCUUCGACAAACACAAUGGGCACGAGAUCCACUCACCUGAUUUGCGGCGUCAUCUUAAUGGGCUACAUUCAGGUUCAACUUCCCAGCGGUUGGGGAGAAUACCACUGGUCAUAGGUAUGCUGGUAAUGAUUGGACAGAAC
Suillus subalutaceus is the source of this 573-nucleotide messenger RNA. RefSeq lists its product as uncharacterized. The transcript has a single exon. NCBI's taxonomy places the organism in Eukaryota, Fungi, Basidiomycota, Agaricomycetes, Boletales, Suillaceae. Gene Ontology annotation, biological process: DNA repair; telomere maintenance. Gene Ontology annotation, molecular function: DNA helicase activity. The record is from RefSeq and is a predicted model, not a curated record. The annotation marks the transcript as partial.